CUACUCCAACGCACCCAAAAAUAGGCCCUGAUAAUUCCAAAAAAACACCACUCAUUUUGGAAGUUUUUCUUGGUACAGUUCAAGCAAAAUCUGGUAAAAAGAAAUUUCAUUUACGAAACUUUUAGUUCACUACACAACCAUGCUUAUAGUCAUUUCACUGUGUGGCAAACGUGAGAUAGUUUGGAAUCAUGGAGUCAGCGAUAUUUGCUGCGACUUUCUGUAUUUUGAUGCUGUUUGUCUCCAGGAGUCAUGUCAAUGGAAACGGGCUUUUGUUCCCGUUUGGCGCUGCAGAAGGAGACUCAUUUCUUUCCCAAAGUGACGAUGCAAGUUCAGGGGCGAUUCCAAUUACCAUCCCAUUCCCUUUUUUCGAUCAUAGCCACGACGCUCUCUUUGUAAACACAAAUGGUGUCGUAUCCUUCCUCAUCCCAGUCUCCCAGUAUACCCUGACACCAUUUCCACUUGAUGGUGACCGACGACUGGUGGCGGUAUUCUGGGCUGACGUGGAUAUUAGCCAUGGAGGCAGCGUGUCUUACCGUAAACUCCACCGUACUCCAAGCAAUGAAGAGCUAUUUGGCCAGGCAGAUGGUAUCAUCAGACAGGCUUUUAUCGACCAGUCGAAGUUUUCAUCAUCCUGGAUGUUCAUCGCGACAUGGGAUGAAGUGCCUUUUUUUGGAGCCAGUGGAGAAGCCCUUCAAAUAACAAACACAUUUCAGGCUCUGUUAGUGACCAAUGGGAGACAUUCCUUUGCAAUUUACAACUAUGAAGACAUUCGCUGGACGACCGGCACAGCAAGCGGUGGAGACAGCUCAAACGGACUGGGCGGUACACCUGCUCAAGUUGGGUUUAAUGCUGGCGAUGGCUUCACAUUCUUCGGUGUCCCUGAAUCAAGGACGGACGCUAUCGUUGAUAUCGAUCAAGAUUCGAAUAUCGGCACUAGGGGGCGCUUUCUAUUUCGGAUUGACAGCAGCGAAAUCGUCGACUCCGGUUGCAAUUCUGAAGGAUCGCUAGCUGUCUUCCCCAUUUCUGGCUCAAUGCUCGGUGGAGACAUUGUCCUCAUUUCUGGACCGUGUCUCGACGAAUCCUCCACAAUCGUGUGCCGAUUCGCUGACGUUGAAGUACCCGGACAGGUGGUUUCUAACACCACAGCCAGAUGCGUCAGCCCACUAGUAUUUGAAGUCGGUCGUCUGCCACUGAGAAUGUCGACUAAUGGUGGCAAUUCUUUCAAUUUCACCGGAAUAUUCACCUACCUGAGUCCGGAGGAUAUCACUCCAAGUGUCAAACGAUUGGAGGCAACCGAUUGGAUGAACGAGAAAGAGCUGACGAUCACGUGGGAUACUGAGCUAUUAAGAGACUACGUGACAAAUGUUAGUAUCUCUGUCUAUGGUUACGAGGAGGAUUUGGCCACAGGAGAGGCGAAGCUGCCAUUUGUGUACAGCCUGUAUGGUAUCAACGAAGAACAAACAGUGCCGUAUAGCGCGGGUCGGUUCAGUUUCAUCCGGCCUCGUGCACCGAGUGGCGCCCAGUACACGGUGGGAGCUAUCCGUGUAUCUCAAUAUGUACAAGGGCAAGAUGAAGCGGAACAGACUCUACCAGGGAUGUGGAGUGAUAUCCACAACCUCCACUGGCUCUAUCCAGUCCCUGACCCUUCAGCAUGGUGCGAUGGUUGGGCGGAGGAGGCUAGAUCGGACUUGGACUUCCUUGAAGUGACUGAGCCGUGCCCCUGCACGCUGACCCAGGCUCUGGUAGAUGUUGGUCGGUUCAGUGAGCACCCGCUCUGCUAUUCUCCAGAAAGCUGUGAGAUGUCCAAGCCUGGUGCCGUGUACUGCGUAAGAGCCGAUACAGUCAGUGAAUUUGGAGGUGGACAAGAGUGUUGCUAUGGCAGCGAUGACAAUAUUCUUGACGUAGCCAGGUCUGCCGGCAGUGGUUUUGCACAGCGAAGACAUCAUGGGGGUGUUGCACCAUAUAAGGUCGCCGGUCGUGUUCCCUACCUCUCCCACUGGUUUUGGGAUAUUCUACCGAUGGAGCACUGCUGUAUAUACUCACAGUUGUUUUGUCAAGUGUACAAACGUGUGCGUCCUUCCCAAACCUGCGAAGACUACCAGCCACCUCAGCCUGCCAUUGGUACUGGAGAUACCCACCUCUUCACCCUGGAUGGGACAGAGUACGCGUUCAAUGGUGUGGGUGUGUACACCUUGCUAGAGACGUGUGGUGGACUGCUGGAGCUUCAAGCGAGAAUGGCCGUCUUACAGCAAGGUGAUAGAGCCACCAAGAUAACAGCACUGGCGGGCCUUCACCGGGACAAAUCGGACCAGAUUCAUGUUGAAGUCAGUGAGCGACGGGGCAUUGAUGUGUGGUUUCGACAAGGGAACGACAGUGAGUGGACAAUGAUAGAAUUUGAAGGCACACAGAUCAGACGGGUCGAGUUAGAAGGUGUGGCGGUCUUCUACCGGGAUGUAAACAACUCGGGCGUGAUGACCAAGAACAUCCAUGUGAAUUUCAAAUGUGGAGUGUCGUUAGUCGUUUCAACUACGUCCGGGUUGCUCAACGUGUUCACUUCACUGCAGAAGGAACUGAAAGGGCGCACCAGAGGGUUGUAUGGUAACUGGAAUGGAGAGAAAAAUGACGACUUCGAAAGACCAGAUGGAACCAUCCUUCCUGCUAAUGCCACCAUGCAAGACGUACACCAAGAAUUUGGUCCAAAAUGGCAAAUCAAGCCAGAGGAUUCCCUGUUCAGAUAUCCCAGAGGCAAGGGUCCUUCAGAUUACACCGAUGUGACAUUUGUUCCACUUUUCUGGUCACCGAGUGACGUCAUAAUUGACGAAAGCGCUCUACGGAUUUGCGGCAAUGACACUGUAUGCGCCUUUAACUUUGUCGUGACUGGAAACGAAGACAUCGCUAGGGCCACCAAGGAAGCGGUGGAUAGCUACAAAACUGCCGUCAAAAGUGCAGCACUAGUUAUAUGUGGCGCCCUUCGUGUACCUACCAACGGCCAGAAGGAAGUGUCUCGUGGCAGCGUGGGCGGAGUAGCCAGCUUCACCUGCGAUGAUGGAUACAUCUUGCAAAGGGAAAGUGAACUCGUGUGCCAAGAGAACGGAACAUGGAGCGGGGAAGUUCCCAUUUGUGCUCCAGUGACCUGUGACGGUCUUAUGGAACCAGCCAACGGCCAGGUGGAGGUAUCAAGUAACAAUGUGGGUGGAGUAGCCAGGUUUACCUGCGAUGAUGGGUACACCUUGCGAGGCAACAGUGAACUCGUGUGCCAAGAGAAUGGCACAUGGAGCUGGGAAGUCCCCACCUGUGUUCCAGUGACCUGUGACGCUCUUAUGGAACCAGCCAACGGCCAGAAGCGGGUAUCAAGUAACAAUGUGGGCGGAGUAGCCAGGUUCACCUGCGAUGAUGGGUACACCUUGCGAGGCAACAGUGAACUCGUGUGCCAAGAGAACGGCACAUGGAGCUGGGAAGUACCCACCUGUGUUCCAGUGACCUGUGACGCUCUUAUGGAACCAGCCAACGGCCAUAUGGAGGCAUCAAGUAACAGUGUGGGCGGAGUAGCCAGCUUCACAUGUGAUGAUGGAUACACCUUGCAUAACUCGCAAGGCUUGCAGGGGGACAGUGAAAUCGUAUGCCAAGAUAACGGCACAUGGAGCAGGGAAGUCCCAUCGUGCUUGCCUCGGAGCAAUGGCGGCCUGACAGGCUUAGAAUCUUGGAAGCUGGGACUGAUAAUCGGUGGUUCAUGCUUGCUGCUGCUUAUCGUAGUAGUUGCAGGGAUAUCCUACACAAUGUAUAGGAAAUCCAGGAAAUAUGCGUUUACUCUUCCACGCCCGAGCGAGCACUUUGCAGAGAGUACCUUGUAAAUUUGCCGCCAAAAUUCCAAUCCUAACCAGUUGGAGACUGGUGGAAUCCGCGGCUAACGAGUCAGGUUUUUUUUUAAAUUAAAUCGCUUAUCACUUAUUUUGUGCUUUCGUAUUUGCUGGUAAUUCUAUUAUUGUGUGAAGGAUAUUUUUUUAUGUGUGAAAGGUUUCCUACCUAGCUUUAUAUAAUAGUUAAAAAUGAGAAAUUUGCAAGGUGCCAUGAUUUACACCAAACAAGGCGGCCUCAUUAAUUGGAACUCAAACUCGAAUUCUGAUCAAGUGUUAGAAGGAACGUUUACUUCCAACCAGUCCACGAAUUUGUUGCCAUGCACCGGUGAUUUAUAUACCUAUAUUCCUAUCAUAUCAGCCCCAUGAGUGCCACCCGUGCUCAAAGUGGCAUGUAGUCUCUUCCCACGAAUUCAAUACUCUCUUGUUCCCAAAAGCUCCAAAUGGCACACGGCAAUAACGCGUGCAACUGAAAUGUAAACAGCGCCCUCACUUUUGACAUCGGCCUCUGAUUGGACGGGGAAAAAAACAGAAAACCAGACAUGGCCGACGCUUCUGAAAUUCUCGACGAAAUUUUCGCGGAUAGCGGUUCAGAAAUAUUCUCUGAUGACCAUUCCUCCUUAUCCACAUCAGAAGAAAGCGAUGACGAGUUGGUGGCAACCUCUUCGAAGUCAUCGGACAAGCCGAACUUAGUUAAAUUAUAGGUUCCUAAACUUUUCAACUAUAGGCCCUAACUUUUUAACACGGUGCAGAGAGCCUCCAAUAUUUUGCAUAACCACAGGCUACUCCUUUGGAUGUACUUUAUAGAGAAAGUUAUCUGGCAUUUGUCAGUUUCACUUAAUCCGAUUUUGCUAUGCUAGGAAAAGAAAUAAUUAAAAUCAGGAAUAUAUUUCGCCCCUCAAAAUAAUGUGCGGUACCAAUGCAGAGUCAAUUGGGGGGUCAGACAAGUCGACCGUUGAGACAACUCGACUCGGGACAACUCGACCGUAUGUGCGAUAAAUGGAAAAGACAAGUCGACCGUUGAGACAAGUCGCCU
This is a messenger RNA of Patiria miniata (bat star), 4890 nucleotides long. Its product is annotated as sushi domain-containing protein 2-like. The transcript has 21 exons. Gene Ontology annotation, biological process: cell-matrix adhesion. The record is from RefSeq and is a predicted model, not a curated record. The coding region runs from base 189 to 3851 and encodes 1220 amino acids. NCBI's taxonomy places the organism in Eukaryota, Metazoa, Echinodermata, Asteroidea, Valvatida, Asterinidae.